Sugiyamaella lignohabitans is the source of this 651-nucleotide messenger RNA. RefSeq names its product origin recognition complex subunit 5 (gene ORC5). The coding region runs from base 1 to 651 and encodes 216 amino acids. Lineage: Eukaryota; Fungi; Ascomycota; Dipodascomycetes; Dipodascales; Trichomonascaceae. The transcript has a single exon. Gene Ontology annotation, cellular component: nucleus; nuclear origin of replication recognition complex. Gene Ontology annotation, molecular function: DNA replication origin binding. The record is from RefSeq and is a predicted model, not a curated record. Gene Ontology annotation, biological process: DNA replication initiation; DNA replication.
AUGGACACCUUGGUCAAGAUGUGGCCGGUUUUUGUAGAUCCUAUACUGAAAGGAAAGUACAAGAUUUCAGAAUUUGUUCGGAUUUAUAAAGAGAAUAUUUAUUUGUUUACAGGGGAUGCCGUAGUUGCCGAUAGGCUCGUGGAUCUUGAGGCUGAAGAUCUCAUCGCAAUGGUUAAGACUAGAAGGGAGAUUGCCACCCAGGCAAAAGCAUACGAACUCCCUAUACAAUCGAAAUACGUUUUAUGUGCCGCAUAUUUGGCUUCUUACAACCCUCCUCGAUACGAUGUAAGAUUUUUUUCGAAAGCUAAGGAUGCAAGAGCUAAGAGAAGAGAUACAGGCAGAAGAAAGUCACUGAAAAUCAACCCCAGAUCUCUUGCAGCUCCAGCCUUCGAUUUGGAACGUAUGCUUGCCAUCUUACACUCUAUAAUUCCGACAGAUGAAGAAGAAAAAAAUGUGAGAGCUGGGUCACAUAUUGAUAUAGGAGUCCAAAUCGCAACGUUGACCACGCUUAAAUUAAUCAUCAGGACAUCUAACUCUGAUCCUCUCGACUCGAGAACUAGAUGGAAAGUCAACGCAAGCUGGACAUUAGUAAAGCGAUUGGCAGACGACAUCAACUUUCCUAUUGAGGAAUUCCUACUUGAGAGUGAAUAA